Molecule: messenger RNA, 1676 nt
Organism: Falco peregrinus (peregrine falcon)
Lineage: Eukaryota; Metazoa; Chordata; Aves; Falconiformes; Falconidae
Gene: CTSL
Product: cathepsin L
Exons: 7
Coding region: 4-1383 (459 amino acids)
Biological process (GO): immune response
Cellular component (GO): lysosome
Molecular function (GO): cysteine-type endopeptidase activity
Source: RefSeq, a predicted model, not a curated record
UCCAUGGGGGCUGCCGCCCAGCCGCCCCGGGCCCCGCCGCCCGGGCGUGUUUACAAUCGCGGCCCAGGCCCCGCGCCCCAGAGGGGGACGGGCGGAGGCCGGGUCAGUGCGUGGGGCCUCCGGGAAGGGCUCGGCGGGGGCGGUCGGCCUGCCUGCGGGUCCGCCCCGGGGUAUUUGGGGUGCGCGGUUGGCAGUCCCCCCCGUGGUGGGCAGAGGAAGGAGCGGGGCACAGGCGGGGUGCGGGCCGGCAGGCCUCUUUCGGCGCUGGCGGCUGCCUCCGUGCUCGGGGCUGUGGAGCGAAGGGCGGCUCGUCUGCCAGUUGCCGUGUCUGACCGCUGUCCCUCCCUUCCCGGCAGGUCUGCCAGCAUGAAUCUGUGUCUGAUCGCGCUCUGUCUCGGCUUGCGGCUGGCCUUCGGUGCUCCGAGGGCAGACCCCGAUCUGGACACUCACUGGCAGCUGUGGAAGUCGUGGCACGGCAAGAGCUACCAUGAGAGAGAGGAAAGUUGGAGGAGAGCGGUGUGGGAGAAGAAUCUGAAAAGGAUUGAACUCCAUAAUCUGGAUCACACAUUGGGAAAACACAGCUACAGGUUGGGAAUGAAUCAGUUUAGUGACAUGACAACUGAGGAGUUCAGACAGCUGAUGAAUGGCUACACACACAAGAAGUCUGAAAGGAAGUACAGAGGGUCCCAGUUUCUUGAGCCCAAUUUCCUGGAAGUGCCACGAUCAGUAGACUGGAGAGAGAAGGGAUAUGUAACUCCAGUUAAAGACCAGGGUCAGUGUGGCUCUUGCUGGGCUUUCAGCACAACAGGUGCUCUUGAAGGGCAGCACUUCAGAAAAACUGGCAAGCUUGUUUCACUGAGUGAACAGAAUCUGGUGGACUGCUCUCGGCCUGAAGGGAAUCAAGGCUGCAAUGGUGGUCUCAUGGACCAGGCUUUCCAGUAUGUGCAGGAUAAUGGUGGAAUUGAUUCAGAGGAAUCAUACCCAUACACUGCAAAGGAUGAUGAAGAAUGUCGCUACAAGGCAGAGUACAAUGCUGCUAAUGACACUGGCUUUGUUGACAUCCCUCAAGGACAUGAAAGAGCUCUCAUGAAAGCAGUAGCAGCUGUGGGUCCUGUGUCUGUUGCUAUUGAUGCAGGCCACUCUUCAUUCCAGUUCUAUCAGUCGGGUAUCUACUAUGAACCAGACUGCAGCAGUGAAGACCUGGACCAUGGUGUUCUGGUUGUAGGCUAUGGCUUUGAGGGAGAAGAUGUAGAUGGAAAGAAAUACUGGAUUGUUAAGAACAGCUGGGGUGAGAAGUGGGGUGACAAAGGAUAUAUCUACAUGGCCAAGGACAGGAAGAACCACUGUGGAAUAGCAACAGCUGCUAGCUAUCCGCUUGUUUAAUUUGAAGACCAAACAUUUCAGUACAAGAGGGGAUUCUAAACUGAAUGACCAAACCCAUGUUCACACAUGGAGUUAGACUUGUAUCCUUACAAAAUCAAUUUAAUUGUAAAACUUUCAAAGUAUGUUAUUACAUGUUGGUGACAUGCCAUUUGUCUUAAUUUAAUGUAAAUGUUGGUAUGUAUACAGCUUGUAAUAUUGCUGGCUUUUUACUGCUGAAUCUAAUAGAUUAUUUUCCUUUUAUAAAUUUUAAUGUGAAUAAAGUUUUACUUUCUAAAUAAACCCUUUUAAUGCCA